Messenger RNA from Pedinophyceae sp. YPF-701, 1248 nucleotides. The record is from the annotation of a GenBank genome assembly. Lineage: Eukaryota; Viridiplantae; Chlorophyta; Pedinophyceae.
AUGAGGGAGACAGAGGACGGGGUGUUUGGCGCGUCGGCAAUGCGCGAGAGCGACCCGCACAACGCUGGGGAAUCUGCCUCGGGGUCGGUCACGGCGUCCUUGAUCGAGGGCAGCAAGGCGGUGGUACCACAGGGGGCGACGCAGAAAGGCGCGCAUGGAGGGGCCGGCCCGGGCGAGUGCGCCGCCUGCGGGCAGCGCUUGUCAGGGCAGGUGUUUCGGGCCGGUUCGAAGAAGUUCCACAAGGGCUGCCUUGUGUGUGGCAUGUGCCGGACGCCGAUCAGCGGAGGAAAGGUCUGCUCUGCGCCGGACGACCCGGACGCCCUGUUGCACGAGGCGUGCUACGUCUCCACACUCCCCGAGUGCUCGGUGUGCCGGGUGAAGCUCAGCGGCGCGUACCGGAAAGUACCGUACUGGAACCAGGAGCACUGCAGCGAGCACUCGACGGACGGGACCUUGCAAUGCGACUCGUGCCACAGGCUUCAGCGACGCGGAGUGGACCAGUUCGUGCGCCUGGAGCCGAGGGUGGGGAGGUCGGGCAGGGCCAUCUGCGGCGACUGCAGCGAGACACGGCUGGGCAGCACUGUGGCGCUGGUGGACCUGUACAAGGAGGUGUCCCAGGACCUGCGCUCGAUGGGCAUCAACGUCGGUGACGACAUCCCGGUCCAGCUGGUGGACUCCUCCGCGCUGAAUCAGGCGCACUCGGAGGACGCCUCGCACCCGCCCGUGUCGACGAAGAAGCACACGCAGCAGCCGUCGCGCCGACGGCAGUGUCGUGGCCUCACUGUCUGUGAGGCCACGCAGGCCUACGAGCGUGACAAGUUCGGGCGUUCCACUGCAAUCGGUCCUCCCAAGGUCGACGUGACUGCCAUUCUCAUCCUCGGAGGGUUGCCGGAGAUCACGACGGGCGCAGUGCUCGCCCACGAACUGACGCAUGCUUGGCUCAAACGCAACGGCGCCAUGCAUCUGGACCCUGCCGUCGAGGAAGGCCUGUGCGAGCUCGUCGCGCACACGUGGCUGCAGCUGCCGUACCGCGUGCCCGCUCCUGAGAAGAAGGAGGGCUCGCUGCACCGCUUCCUCCUCUGGUACCAGGAAAACAACCAAGACCCGAUCUACGGCGAGGGUUUCAGGAAGGCCAAAGCGUCGCUGGCCCACCUUCCCGGCGGCGGCUCUGUCGCUUCCCUGCUGAAGCACGUCGCUCAAUUCAAGACGCUCCCGGUGGAUCGCCAGCAGCGGCCGCGACAGCGAUGA